UUCAUCCACACAUCCACCCUGCUUAUCAGUUCACAGGUUGUAGCAGUCAAAUUUUGAAAUGAAUGUGCAGAACAGUCAAGUUAUCUCACUACCUGAAAAUCCUUAUUUUAUACUUAAAUGUAAUGAUUCAUUUUCUGUUUGUGCAGAUCCUAGAAGAAAGUAUCAUGUAAGGCUGCUGGCCUAUAACAAUGUGGAAGAAGGUUAUCAAGCAGACCAAACAGUCAGCACUCCAGGAUGUGUCUCUGUCCGUGAUCGCAUGGUGCCACCACCGCCACCCCCUCACCAUCUCUAUGCUAAAGCUAACACUUCAUCUUCUAUCUACCUUCACUGGGGAAAACCUGCCUUUACAUCUGCACAGGUCAUUAAUUACACAAUCCGCUGCAACCCAGUAGGACUGCAGAAUGCAUCUCUGGUUCUGUACCUUCAAACGUCAGAGACUCACAUGUUAGUUCAAGGUCUUGAACCAAAAACCAUGUAUGAAUUUGCAGUUCGGUUGCACGUGGACCAGCUCUCUAGUCCCUGGAGUCCAGUAGUCUAUCAUACUACCCUUCCAGAAGCACCAUCUGGCCCUCCAGUAGGAGUGAAGGUGACUUUGAUAGAAGAUGAUACAGCUUUGGUUUCCUGGAAGCCACCCGAUGGUCCUGAAACAGUUGUUACACGAUACACUAUCCUAUAUGCAUCCAGGAAGUCUUGGAUUGCUGGGGAAUGGCAAGUGUUGCACAGAGAAGGAGCAAUGACUAUGGCUUUGCUGGAAAAUCUUGUAGCAGGAAAUGUCUACUUGGUUAAAAUAGCAGCCUCCAAUGAAGUGGGAGAAGGACCCUUCUCAAAUGUGGUGGAACUUGCUGUCCUGCCAAAGGAGACAUCAGAGUCUAAUCAGAGGCCUAAACGCUUGGAUUCAGAAGAUUCCACAGCUUAUUCUGACUAUUACCAUCUGGACCAAAAAUCAAUGACUGGCAUUGUUGUUGGGGUUUGCAUAGCCCUGACCUGCAUCCUUAUCUGCAUCCUGAUCUUAAUUUAUCGCAGUAAAGCCAGGAAAACAUCUGCUCCUAAACCUGUGCAGCAAAGCACUGACCGGCUGUCACAUACCAGCAUCUCGUUAGCCAGCGCUAAUGAGGUGGAGAAGAGCAUUGAAGGAAUCGCAGAGAAUGCAGAAUCCUUAUUGCCAAUGAUAGUGGGAAACAGCUUCGUUGAUGCUAAGGGGGGAUCCGAUCUUAUCAUUAACAGCUAUGGGCCUGUCACAAAGGCCAGCUGCAAGAAGAGGUGGCUGUUCUUCCAGGAUACUAAGAAGAUGAAGACUGAGGAGCCUCAGAGAAGAUUUGUCCAGGCAGUGUGUCUUUAUCAGCCAGGUACUACUGUGCUGAUAAGUGAGGAUGACUCCCCCAGCUCUCCUGGCCAGCAGUCUAACUUCCAGGUGCCGUUCAGUAUUGCUGCUGAUACAGAGCAUUCAGCCAACAGCGAAGGAAGUCAUGAGACUGGUGACUCUGGAAGAUUUUCACAUGAGUCUAAUGAUGAGAUACACCUCUCCUCUGUGACAAGUGCCACUCCUUGUGCUACCAGUCCUUUUGUAAGCAGUGACUUGGGUAAGAACGUGAUGAAUUCUACCGUAAGUAACAGCAAAGAAUCACCCCUGCUGUUUGCUGCUGACCAGCCUGCUACCUCACCUCUUCAGAUACACUCUGCAGUGCAAAACUGACACCCUUAGGACCACAUCAGACAUUCUUGCAGUGUAUGUCUGUUCGAAGGACAAUGAACAGGGAGCCAAAGUUAUAUUGUGGAAAGCCUGACUAACUCAACAGGUGAUCCCGUAUUUCUGUUGAAUGGGUUUUGUUUUUUUGUUUGUUUAACUCAUUCAUUUUGAAUGUUCGAUGGUCAACAAAUGUGAAAGGACAGAGAUUUCUGACUAGAGUUGAAAUUAUGUCACUGGAGCAAAGGGAAGUCUUUUGGCUCUUUUGCUGACUAUCUACCUCAGUUUGCCGAGAGGUGAACUCUGAAAGACAACUGCUUUACCUCGUUUGUGUUCUAUUUGGUCUCAGCUAUGGAACUGAUGAUACUUCCUAGUAGUGUUUUAUUUUAGGUUUCUUUUUUUUUUUCCCAGUUGCGUAUAGAAUGCGUGUGUUUGUGUGUGUGUAUGCUCAGUAACCAGGGAGUUGUAUAGGUAGAUGAACAAGAUUGUUUAGCUGAAGCUCUGCCUUUAAAAAGAAGGAUAUCUCAGAAUAGAAAAUGUAAUGUUUUAAUGUGGCUGAUCUAAACAAUGUUCAAAACUGCAGAAACUGGAGUUGGUGCUUCCGUUUGAACAGCCACAUGAAAUCUUUUGUACCUCUUGAUUUCUCAUAGCUCCAGGAAGCCUAGGACAGUGCCUUUCCCCAGAAACUUGUGCCAACGACAGUAUGUGUACCCUUAGGGCUCCAGGGCACAUUGAGUUCCCCAUGGUGACAAAUACUAUCAAUUUAUUGACAAUUAAUGCUAAAAAGCAUGGCAAAAUGAAGAAGUAUUCAGUAUUUCCAAGCAGUUUGACUCUGCGUAAGAGACAUGGAAUAGAUGAUAAUGCUGAGUACUCUGGUAUUGCAGUACUUCUUAGCAACGGUGCCUUGCAUUAUAUAUAAUGAAAUUACUGAUUUGCCUUAUGCCUUUUUAGUAUUUAUAAAGUUGCUUUGGAUUUUGGAAAGAUGCCUUAAAUGCUUCUUAGAUGUUAUAAGUAAACUGCAUCAUGAGCUUGUAGUUCAUUUUUUACUCAGCUUUGAAUGCUGAUAAGCAGUGCUAGCAUCAUCGUAUGUCUCAGAGCUGUUUUUGGGAUGCAACCCUGAUCCUUGCCUUUGCCCAGUAUGCUGUUAGCCAGGAAUUUUAGCUCAGGGAGUGACAUAAGCCUAUCUAAAACUCUACCAUGAGAAAUAAAAAGCCAGAGCUUUAGUUGAAGAGUCUGUUGAAGGACACAAGUAGUGCUACUGCCUUGAACCCAUACAAUUCCUGUUUGAUACUACCUCUUUUAAAAGUUAUUCUAGUGUGUUGUGAUGUUUGUUUUUUUGUUUGUUUGUUUUUCCUGUACUCAGGGAACAGUUUGUUACUUUGAGCUGCCUCAUGAAAAUGUGGAGCAAACUGACAGGGUAUUGUGUUUUAUUUCUUAAUGGGGGUGGGAGGAGGAGAGAGAGAGGGAGGAGGUUGGAUUCAUCCAAUGUUAUAAACUUGCCUAUAUAACUAUCCAGUCCUCUUCUCUGCUUUCCUCAUUUUAACUUUAAAAAAAAAAAAAAAAAA
Messenger RNA from Meleagris gallopavo (turkey), 3249 nucleotides. The record is from RefSeq and is a predicted model, not a curated record. Lineage: Eukaryota; Metazoa; Chordata; Aves; Galliformes; Phasianidae.